AUGAGGAGCGAUCGGAGCCGACUAGGCUCAGCCAUAACCCUUCGGCACCGAGAAUCACUUCAAGUUCCACAAUUACCAACAGAUGCUCCUAUCCGACAAACCCUACAGCACACACCGGCCCUACUUCCAACCGAUCGCCAGGGAUCAAGUUCGCUCAGUAAUACUCGUGCGAGUGAUGAUCGACAAAAGCUCAAGUCCAGCAAGCAUCAAUCUCAGCCAGUGAUUCCCAGGGCACAAUCAGUAGGUCUCGAUGCAACUCGGCCAGCUUCUCGACACUCGAAACGGACUCGUAGGGAUGCGACGUUCAACUCCAACUUACUGAUCAAAGCCUACCUCAAGAACCCGGUGAACCCAGUACCGUUUCCGUCGCUACUAAUGAAGACGGGCCGGGGGAUGACAGGACCAGCGUCCCAAGGAAGCUCGUCAGCGGGGGGCACGUUGACGACCCCGAAGCCGAGCCGGGCCGGGAUGAAUGGUUCUGAGCGCAGCUCGCCUCCCCGGCUCAACGGGCCCUUCCUGCGAAUCCGCUCCGACGACGACUACGACUCCCGGCGAGUCGACUCCCUCUUUUAUGGCCCCGUUGACCCCGUCCUGGUCGACCCUUCCGUCGAUCAUUAUUACACCUUCCCCGCACUCGAAGAGGCCCUCAUGGCCCCCCUAAAUUGCUACGAAUGCGACCUUUUCGACCCCGUCAUCCUUCACCCCUCCUUCAAUCCCCUUCGUCCAUCUAACCAUCCUGUCUUAUCCACUCCUCCUUCACAACCUUCCCAAUUCUCUGCUCACUCCCUCGUUAACCUUAACUCUGAAAUCUUUCCUUGGGACGCUAAGAAAGGUAUUGGUCUCCUCAACCCUCGCUAA
Messenger RNA from Puccinia triticina, 858 nucleotides. RefSeq lists its product as uncharacterized. The transcript is spliced from 5 exons. NCBI's taxonomy places the organism in Eukaryota, Fungi, Basidiomycota, Pucciniomycetes, Pucciniales, Pucciniaceae. The coding region runs from base 1 to 858 and encodes 285 amino acids. The record is from RefSeq and is a predicted model, not a curated record.